AUGAGUCAGAACUUAUCUGUCAAAAGAUGGCCUCAAGAACUAGCACUUGAAGAGGUAAUGUUGAGAAAGGUCCCAUUCUGGAUCCAAAUGAAGGGCGUGCUAUUACAUCUGAGCACAGAGGUAAAUGCCAAGAAAUUGGCAAGCCAUAUGGGAGAGGUUAUUAAGAUAGAAGAGUUGUCACUGGCUAGAGGGUUCUUAAGGGCCCGGGUGUUGGUGGAUACAGAUCACCCUCUUAUAAACGGAUGCUGGCUUCCACGUCCGGGGGAUAAGGAAUCCUGGAUCGGGUUUAGAUAUGAGCGGCUCCAAGAUUUCUGCUAUAGGUGUGGGAGGAUCGGCCAUGUUAUGACGGAGUGUACCUUUGAAAAAAGCAGGAGUGGGGCUGUUGGGUUUGGUGAAUGGACUCGGAUGAAACAACCCAGGCCUCUAUAG
Malus domestica (apple) is the source of this 429-nucleotide messenger RNA. RefSeq lists its product as uncharacterized. The record is from RefSeq and is a predicted model, not a curated record. NCBI's taxonomy places the organism in Eukaryota, Viridiplantae, Streptophyta, Magnoliopsida, Rosales, Rosaceae. Gene Ontology annotation, molecular function: zinc ion binding; nucleic acid binding.